GACAAGCCGAUAGAACUAGAGAAGCGUCUAAGAAUAUUUCAAUUUUAACUUUGAUUAUAUUUCGACAGAACUAUUAACAUGGCCGUACCUGCAGGAAAAACUCCCAUCAGUUUUUUGCAAGAGAUUUGCACUAAGCGUGGAAUAACACCCCAGUAUGAUUUGGUAGCUAAUGAAGGAGCUAUACAUGAACCUAUGUUCUUGAUGAGUGUUGUCGUUGGAGAUAUUACUGCUACUGGAAAAGGUACAAGUAAAAAGAAGGCCAAGCAUGCAGCUGCUCAAUCUGCUCUGAAUACUAUACUUGGCGUUAUGCCUGUAGACAAUAAUGUCAAGACUGAAGAAAAUGAAGCCAGUGGCAACAAAGAAGAGGAAGGGUUAGGUAAUCCUAUUGGGGAAUUACAAGAAUUUACUCAAAAGAAACUCAUCAAACCACCUAUCUAUGAUUAUAACUGUGAACAAGGACCACCCCAUUCUAAAGAAUUCAAAUGUAAAGUUAAAAUUGGAAAGUUCGAACAAAUAGGAACUGGACGCUCUAAGAAGGCAGCUAAAAGAGCUGCUGCUUCUCAGUUAUUGGAAGAAAUCAGAAAAUUGAUGCUGGAUAGCAAUGAAAAUGCUAAAAUAGAACAUUCUGAUGAAGAGGAAGAUCUGCAAUUGUCAUUUGAGCCACAGAGUGCUUACACUGCCCUGAAAGAAGGUAAGAGGAAUAUUGCUGUAACCACACCACAAAAGGCAAAAGAAAUUCAGAAAUUUUACCAGAAGAUAAUGAAGAAUGGUGGGUCUCGAAUGAAGGAACUUCAUAAAAACACAUUGAAUAUACCCAAUACCAAUUACUGCCAGAUGUUACAAGAAAUAGCUGAAGUACAGAGAUUUGAAGUUUCUUACUUUGACAUUAAAGAACUCAACAAUUCCAAUCAGCAUCAAUGUUUGGUACAGUUGUCAUCACUACCAGUAGCUGUCUGUCAAGGAACAGGACCUACACCAGAUGAUGCUCAUGCUAAUGCAGCCCACAACGCAUUGCAAUACUUGAGAUUCAUGACAGCAUCUUAACAUGGUUACCCAGGAAAUAAUAUAACAUCACAUGACUCCAAUGUUUUUAUAAUGCUUGUCUCUAUAUAUUGUGAUUUAGUCUAUAAUUUGGCAGGAAAACUUUCAGUGGGAGCAUAAUUUGUGAAUCAAAUUUUGAAGAUGGUUUGUUUUGUUUGAGUGUGUAUGAAUUCAAAUUUCAAUUCAAUCUCUUAUAAUGUUUCUUCUAAUCACUAAAAGAAUCUAGGUUCUGGGU
Messenger RNA from Lottia gigantea (owl limpet), 1276 nucleotides. RefSeq lists its product as hypothetical. Lineage: Eukaryota; Metazoa; Mollusca; Gastropoda; Lottiidae. The record is from RefSeq and is a predicted model, not a curated record. The coding region runs from base 79 to 1044 and encodes 321 amino acids. The transcript is spliced from 7 exons.